Molecule: messenger RNA, 1104 nt
Organism: Drepanopeziza brunnea f. sp. 'multigermtubi' MB_m1
Lineage: Eukaryota; Fungi; Ascomycota; Leotiomycetes; Helotiales; Drepanopezizaceae
Source: RefSeq, a predicted model, not a curated record
AUGGCCUCUCUAUCAAACGAACCUUUGCUUUCGGACCGACCUCCUUCUACCGAUAUACUAAGCACUACGGCUAAAGGAGAUGACGCAAGCCAAGAUAAGUUAAUUGAUAAAGCAAUUGAGAAUCAAGCGAUUGAGGGUCAAGCGGCUGAAGGUCAGGCGGCUAAGGGUCAGGCGGCUGAAGGUCAAGCGGCUGAGGGUCAAGCAGAUGAGGACGAAGCACAAGAAGGUGAAGCAGAUACAAUACGCGGCGAAAGCGUAGAAGAAGAAAACUUAAAUUUGCAAGGUGAACAAAAAAUUCCUGACCCCACUUUUGCUGAGCGCCGCGCUACUACAACUCGACAGCUAUCCGAAAUUCCUGAAACCCCGCGCGGUAUUGCAAGUCCACAACAAAGAACCGAUUUAUCCCCGUCCCUUUCUCGCCGAAUUUCUCAAGGUCAAGCUAGUGACGCUCUUCAAACACCAACAAACUCUCGCGCAAAUACAGACCAGCACUUAUCAUCUCCUAGACCUCGAUCCGCAAACGCAGUCAGAUAUACUCCGGCUAUUCAAUCCGAAAUGAACAAAGGCAUCGUUCCUGACAAUACUAGCAUGAGUACUAACAGCUUUCAAAACAAUUCUUCUGCAGCUGCUGAACCUUCUUCUGCUUCUACUAGCAAUCGCAUUAAAAAAGCUUUCGCGCAAAAAGCUCUUAAAGGGUCUCUCACUGUCUCGGGCCUAAUUAUAGCUACAAAAACCGCGACGAGGACGAUGCCUUAUAGUGAUACAGAUGAAGAAGAGCAAGGCGAUGAUGAGGAAAACUCAACUAAAAAAUCACUCUCGACGGCUAGAGCUGCUCGCUCCGUUCCAUCAGCUGGCAAAUCACCUUCGGCAGCUAAAACUUCUUUUCGUCAAAAAUCCAAAAAAGGCAAGUAUCUUAAGAAGUCUGUAGUUGUUGCGAAAAAAGGAGGUCUAAGCCAACGAAAGCGCCGUCGCUAUAAGCCAGGAAACUUUAAAUUUCAAAGCGGUGCUUUAGAAUGUUUACAAGAAGCUUUAGAGGCAUUCCUCGUAAGAGAGUUUGAAAUGACGAACUUAUGUGCUAUUCACGCUAAACGAGUAACGAUUUAA